Messenger RNA from Numida meleagris (helmeted guineafowl), 4534 nucleotides. RefSeq names its product zinc finger C4H2-type containing (gene ZC4H2). The coding region runs from base 224 to 955 and encodes 243 amino acids. The record is from RefSeq and is a predicted model, not a curated record. Gene Ontology annotation, cellular component: nucleus. The transcript is spliced from 5 exons. Lineage: Eukaryota; Metazoa; Chordata; Aves; Galliformes; Numididae. Gene Ontology annotation, biological process: positive regulation of neuron differentiation.
CGGCGGGAGCGUGGAGGCCGCUCCCUCCGCCUCAUCCCUGCCCGCGCCUCUGCCGGGCCAACGCCGCUGCCCGGGCGCCGUCGCCUAGCAACCACGCCCAGCCCCCGCUGCUGCAGGCGCCCGACUCCUCGCGGCGCCCGCGCGCUCCCGGAGGCAGUGCACGCGCCGCCCGCCCGCAGGAGCGCGCACAGCCUUCCGCUCCUGCCUGGCACAAGGGCGGUGCAUGCACCUAUCCCGUCCCACCCACAGGGGCCGGGGCCAGCCGAAUACCGGACGGGCGCGCGCGGCCUCAGCCAUGCGCCACGCUACUAAGUGUGCUCUGGUGCUUCUCAGGAAUAAGACUUUGCAGAUGGAAAAAAUAAAGGCACGACUAAAAGCGGAGUUUGAGGCCCUGGAGUCUGAGGAGAGGCACCUGAAAGAAUACAAGCAAGAAAUGGACCUGCUGCUGCAAGAGAAGAUGGCACAUGUGGAGGAGCUGCGUCUGAUCCAUGCUGAUAUUAAUGUGAUGGAGAAUACUAUCAAGCAGUCUGAGAAUGAUCUCAACAAACUCUUGGAAUCUACUCGUCGCCUGCAUGAGGAGUACAAACCCCUGAAGGAGCAUGUAGAUGCUCUGCGAAUGACUCUGGGCUUGCAGAGGCUGCCAGAUCUGUGUGAGGAAGAAGAGAAACUGUCCCUUGACUACUUUGAAAAGCAGAAAGCAGAAUGGCAGACAGAACCACAGGAGCCUCCCAUCCCAGAGUCUCUGGCUGCAGCUGCAGCAGCUGCCCAACAACUGCAAGUGGCUAGGAAGCAAGAUACCAGACAGACAGCAACGUUCAGACAACAGCCACCUCCGAUGAAGGCCUGUUUAUCCUGUCACCAACAAAUUCAUCGGAAUGCACCAAUAUGUCCUCUCUGCAAAGCAAAAAGCCGAUCUCGGAAUCCCAAAAAGCCCAAAAGGAAGCAGGAUGAAUGAAACUCAGAAAACUGCUGAGCAAAGUGUGACCUUUUCCAAUACCAUUCCAGUAGAACUGUAAAUGUGGCCAGACUUUACUGAAGUACAGACACAACUAUGACCGACCCAUUGUUUUCUAUCAAUACAAUGUAAGCACAACGUUCCUGUUCUGUUUUAAUUUUUUUCUGGUCCUUAGGAUGUUUUAGGAAAAUAAGUAUUAACGGUGCUACAGUUUAAUGUUUCAAUCAUUCCAUUUUUUGGAUUCCUAAGCAAUAUAGAAUUCUUAUGUGAGUAUCCUAGACACCAGGCUAUGCUUAUUGGCCACAUGUGAUUACCACAGGUACUUUUAUGUCCUCUUUUUAAAAAUAGAUGUUACUAAAAGAUUAUUCAAUUUUCUUCUGAUAACAGGAGACCAUUUGAAAUGCAGAAAAAAUCUGUUUGUUUUACUAAAGAACAAUUUUCCAGGCUAGUAAAAUUUCACGGGCUUAGGUAUCAAAUGGUGCUUUUUUUUUUUUUUUUAACCCCUUUCUUUUUUAAUACUGGAAAUGUUCAGGGGCAAAAAUGUUUAUACAAGAAUUCAGUGCAUUAAGGACACAAGCGAAUUUUGAUUUACUGGAGUUUGACUGUACAUUCAAUCAAAUUUGGCUUAAAAUUUGGAAAAGGGAUCCGGUUAUAGGCUGUGUAUGAAUUACUAAAAAUGACAUAAUGUGUGAUGUUUUAACAUCUUAAUGUGGUAUUAUUUUCAGCAGUCAGAUUUCUGACUGACUCACAUGAACACAUUAGUGGUCCUUCUGCGCUCUAAGAUAAAAACCAGCGAGCCCACAGACUGCAACAGUAGCCAUUCUGCACAGCUCCUCUUUCUGGUUUCUACAGCAAAAAUCUCCUUUGGCAGACAUAUCCUUGACUGGAUUACAGGGAAGUUCAAUAACAUACUGGGAACAGUGUCAACUUAAAAAUGAUGCAAUUCACCAGAACUGUCAUGUUUUUGUGUUGUUUUUUCUCCCUAACCAAAACUUCCUAUUGUUAUAUCUUUUAAUAACCCAUUUUGAAAUUAGUUUUAUUUCACCCAUGUUUUCUUCUUCCUCUGCAUGUGUACCAGAAGAAUCCUGAUUGCAGGAUCCUGCAGACCCCUCCCUGUAUCUGUUUCAUCUCAUGUAACCGUUUCUCCCACAGGGAGGAUGGUAGUGACCCACCUAUGGAGCUGGGACUUCUGACUUACUUAUUUCUAAUUCUGAUUUUGUCACCAACAUGGUUGAUCUUUGGUACUGUAUAUUAUUUUCACUAACUUCAGGAGACAGGGAGUGCCUGACCUCUUUUUUUUUUUUUUUUUUUUAGCCCAAGUUUUCUUCUACUACUAUACUAUUACUAUACUUCUACUACUAUAAUACUGUGAUAAUAUUGGGAAUUUUGCUUGUUUAAAAAAGAACAGUGAAACCCUAAGUCACUGGUCAGAACUAUGCCAUAUGGUGGGGACUCUGUAAAUCCACACAAAAUGAUUUUGCUGGCUAAGGCACAUAUAUUGCCAUUAAUUUCCAAACUCUGCCAUAAAGUACACAAGUAUUUUAUUGAAUGUAGUGCUACAAGUUAUGCCAAGUUCAGUCAGUAUUCUCCCAUUUUAAUGUUUCAUAACCAAAUAAACAUCUGUAAGCAGGGCAGACAGAAUGUGGACUAUAUGCCACUGAAAAGAUGUAAAGAGAGAAUUCUGUAAGCUGUAUUACUCGGAAUUGCUUUCUGGGAGAUAAUGAUAGUGGAGGAUAGCGUGACCUCAUGCUCCCUUUACCACAUGGCAGUAGUGCCCCAACUCUCUAUCUUUAUGCAUAUUUCCUAACACAAAUAUUCUGUGUUCUGGUUUUAUAUGUCAGAGAGACUGCAUACUGUGUACCCUGCUCAGAGCAAUUCCUAUUGAGUUUAAAGGAAGAUAUACACAGGGUUAAAGACUAGCAUAUGGACUCCUCCAAUCUGCAUGCAUUAAAGCAGCAUACUUUUGUGAUAGAUAUUCAUAAAUUUAAGAACUAGUGACAUUGGAGAGUGAGUGAAUGGUUUGCAAUGAAGUAGUGUGUAUAGAAGCAUAGACUUUUAGAACUGAUUUACAGUCCUGAAAUAGACAAGGUUAGUCCUAGCUGUUCUUAUUUCACUAUUGCUUUGCUAGGUUCUUCAUUUCUUGGGGAUCUCUAGAGUUCUAGACUGCAGCAUGCUUAAGGAUGCACCAUUUCCUAAUUUUGUAUGACAGUUUUGUAUUAUUGUUUUUGUUUAAACUAGCCUCUUGUGUCCUUGUGUUUAACAAGGUUUUGUUAUUUAAAAAAAGGAAAAAAAGUGUAUAUGACAUACUGUAUUUCUAUCAAUCACAUAUUACUGUUUACAAAUCUGUUUGCACAUCCUUUCUGAAGUUCAGUCAUAUGAGUAGUGAGAUGUUGUUGAGAAAGAAUCAAACUAUUCCAGUGAGACAAAAAUCCAUAUAUAUAUAUUCAAGGGUCUUGAGGGCAGAGGGAUGGAGAGAAGCAUUAUCUCAGGGAACUAGUAAUCUGUUAUCUAACAGGCAGUUCUCUAAUUAAGGAAGUUAACUGGAGAGCUCUUCUGGUGACAGCCUUGGCCCUUUCCUCCCAUACAUCUUUCUUGAGAGACUUGAGAGAUAAUUAUGAAACACUGAUUCCUUGCUCUGUCAGAGGAGGCAACUAUCUGAAGAACAGUUUUUACUACAAAACUAUGGCAUUUCUGCUCUGUGAAGCAAAUUUGGCCUCUUCAUUUGUACCUAACAUUCUUUCAGAAUGAUGUUACUUCACUUAAAUACAUUCUUAUUCAGGUUAAAUUCUCUUAAUAGACACAAAGAAACCCUUGCCACAUAUGCUGAGAGGCUGUUUAAGCCUUGAAUACCUUACCAGACUUCUGUAUUUCUAACACAUGGUUUGACCCCUGGUCAUUCCCUUUUCAGUGUAUAUUCAAGUGGCAACAAAACCACAGAAUUUCCUGUAGUUGUUUUCCAGGGUCCUUCCCCAGUUUUUCAUCCGCCUUGAAUGGUGUAGUCCUGUUCUUCUGCAACCAAAUGGUGAAGAGUUCACAAGCAUCUCCUUCUCUCCUCCUCCCCCCCUCCCCCAACCACACCUUAAGCUCAUGCUAAAAUGAUGAAAACAUUGUACCGUGAAAAAGGGCUUUACUAUAAAAAAAAAAAAAUUCAUACUGAAGCUGGGGUUGAUCAAUUACUAAAACUUCGCUGCCAAGGACUCCAUGAUGUAUAAAGAAAAUGUAAGCCAAAUUCUAAUAAUUGCACUAAAUGAAUUUAACUUUGGCUUUUUCAACAGCACACAUAGCUUCAAGUUACAUUACUUACGUUUGAAAGAAUAGGCAUUGGUGUGCUCUUCUAAGUACCAGACUAUUCAAGAAGUCUAGACAGUACUAGCAGUUUAAAUAAAUAAAUGGAAGUGCUUUCCCUUAUUUUACAGUUUGCUAAGUCCCCUGAUGUAUGUUUUUAUUUUAGCUUUUGGGUAUUUUAACAAUACCUGGAGUUUCAAUGGUUUCUGUGUUAAUAUAUUUUAUUCCUCUGACGAGGAUUAACCUAUUAACUUCUCUGUACAAUGCUUUUUAAUAAAAUUUACUUUCACGUCA